Priapulus caudatus is the source of this 429-nucleotide messenger RNA. Its product is annotated as ethanolamine kinase 1-like. Gene Ontology annotation, biological process: phosphatidylethanolamine biosynthetic process. Bases 1 to 426 code for a protein of 141 amino acids. Lineage: Eukaryota; Metazoa; Priapulida; Priapulimorpha; Priapulimorphida; Priapulidae. The record is from RefSeq and is a predicted model, not a curated record. Gene Ontology annotation, molecular function: ethanolamine kinase activity. The transcript has 2 exons. Gene Ontology annotation, cellular component: cytoplasm.
AUGCUCCUUGCUGUAUACCAUCNAUUCACUAACAAGAUCGUUGGCGUCUAUGACGACGGCGUCGGCGGCGACGGCGUUGAAGGCAUGUUGCUGCUGCGUAUCUACGGUGAGAACACCGACCUACUGAUCGAUCGCGAUGCAGAGAUGCGAAACCUCACGCGCCUUCACGCCGCCGGCCGCUGCCCUCCUCUAUACGCACGCUUCAACAACGGACUCUGCUACGGCUAUGCGGUCGGCACGUGUCCUUCGGUCGACGACAUAGUUACCGACCCCAUCUACAGGUUGACUGCGAAGAUGUUGGGGAAAAUGCACGGGAUAAAGCCGUCCGCAGGGGAGCUGGUAAAGCCUUGUCUGUUCAGAGUGCUACAUAAGUGGCUGACUUUGGUGCCUGAGGGAUUUGCAGACACUGCCAUGAAUGACAAGUAAGGC